This is a messenger RNA of Seriola dumerili (greater amberjack), 718 nucleotides long. It is a transcript of the gene lyrm7, whose product is annotated as LYR motif containing 7. Bases 12 to 365 code for a protein of 117 amino acids. Gene Ontology annotation, biological process: mitochondrial respiratory chain complex III assembly. The transcript has 5 exons. The record is from RefSeq and is a predicted model, not a curated record. Lineage: Eukaryota; Metazoa; Chordata; Actinopteri; Carangiformes; Carangidae.
GGAGCAGGAAGAUGGUUGUACAAAAUUCAAAGGAAAGUCGGUAUGAUGAGAUGCACAGGGAGAAGCAGGUCCUGAGCCUGUUUAAAGCACUGCACAGAACAAGGACAGUUGUAUUCAAAGAUGACAACAGAGCACUGACAGCUGCAAGAUUAAAGAUCAACGAGGAGUUCCAGAAAAACAAAAAUGAAACGUCAGAUGAAAACAUUAAGAAGAUGAUCAAAAUGGGCACAGAUGUGGAAACUGUUCUUCGAGAGUCUGUGGUACAAAUGGAACAUGUUGGAGAAAAGAAACUCUUGCUCCGACCCAGAGAGGACCUUCUACUAGAAAAUGUACCCUUUUGUGACCAGCCCAGGAAAAAGUCAUGAUGGACCAUAGGACUUUCUCAUCAAAAAAAGACUCACUGUCAUCCAGUGCCAUCCAUCUGCAAUUUAAAGGAUUUAUCCAAAACAACAUUUUAAGUUGUUCAGGUCAUCGCUGCAUGAAGAAGUGACCAUUUUUGCUUCACUGAAGAUCUCAACUGCUCCGUUUUAAGAUAUCUGUGCUGUUAACUGGAUGAUGUAAUCUCAUGUACAGUAUUUUGUCAAAUGUUAUUUAAGUGUUUUCAUUUAAUUUGGAAGUCUUCUGCUUACUUCUCAGUAGCUCAUGGUUCAACUGAACUACUUUGCUGCUACUGAAAAACAACAUGUCACUGUGUUCUGAUUAAAGAGAAAUAUUCCCA